Perkinsus marinus ATCC 50983 is the source of this 675-nucleotide messenger RNA. RefSeq lists its product as hypothetical. Bases 1 to 675 code for a protein of 224 amino acids. Lineage: Eukaryota; Perkinsozoa; Perkinsida; Perkinsidae. The record is from RefSeq and is a predicted model, not a curated record. The transcript is spliced from 6 exons.
AUGGCUAUCAUGAGGACUAUCAGGUACCGAUCACCACAUAUUAACAGAAUAGUGGUAUGCCUUGGUGGUGCUAAUCCAUGUGCAUCAGAGACUGCAUUAAGUUAUCAUGUACCUACUAAACAGGAGAGUAUUGAUGAGUCCAAUGACUAUGAGAGACGUUUCAAGAACAUCGCUAGUGAAUACCCUCAACUCGAGACAACAUUCGAUGUCGCUGAAGCGACUAAGGAUAUCAGAGAUACUCUCAUGGAGUACUGUAGUGAGACUGAACCAGAUCUCGUGGCCAUUGGAUCUGGAGGCUCGACACACUACCUCAAGUUGGCAUCAUUAGUGGAGUAUGUAGUGCGAGAAUCUCCAUGUGAUGUCCUAAUCUUACGAGAGAAUGAGGCGGCUUCUACUAGUACUCCCAAUGAGUCUGAUGACGAAGAUAAUGGGGAUGUGGCAGAGUUUGCUGAGGCUGGUACUGCAAGCAUUGAAGAUAUACUUAUGGGUGAUUUGAAGGAGGUUAUGGAUGAACAUAAGGCUGAUGAUGAGUUGAUAUUCUCAGCUAAAGUCCUACAAGCUAGCCCUUUACCUGCUGCAGCAAUGUGUGAGUAUGCUCAGAGAGAGAAUGUUGACAUUAUAGCUACUGGUUAUGGUGGGCAUUCACAUCUCUUCCAUCCUAAUAGCUUUCCGUAA